Molecule: messenger RNA, 892 nt
Organism: Cydia strobilella
Lineage: Eukaryota; Metazoa; Arthropoda; Insecta; Lepidoptera; Tortricidae
Product: protein takeout-like
Exons: 6
Coding region: 66-809 (247 amino acids)
Source: RefSeq, a predicted model, not a curated record
GUUCGCGGCGCACGCGCUCCUCUCUCACCUCGUACGCGUAACCACCUCAAAUAUACUUCAACACGAUGGACACAACUGUACAAAAUAUUCUUAUUUUUGCUGCUGUGCUCGCAUCAGGAACUUGCAACACAAACAUGUUCGGUGGGCGCUGCUCGCGGCGCGAUCCUGCCGUGGAUGCCUGCCUACUACGCGGGUUCAACUCGCUCGCGGAGUACCUGAAGGGCGGCGCGCCGGAGCUGGGCAUCGAGGAGGACGAGCCGAUAGUAAUCGAGGAGUUAUCGAUAGCACUGGGGGGCGGGCCCGAUGGCUACCGAGCCACCUUCAAAGACAUACAUGCCACCGGAGUCUCCAACAUGACCAUCACUAAUGUCAGGUCCGACCUGGAGACACACCAGUUCCAGCUGACGCUGUUCGGGGCGCACAUCAGCGCGCGCGCGCGCUACCGCUCGUCGGGCGUACUGCUGCUCGUGCGCGCCUCCGGCGGCGGCGACUACUGGGGCGAAUACGACGGCGUGAAGGCUAAGGUGUACUUCCGCGGGGCGCCGUACGAGCGCGACGGCCGCACAUACCUGCGGCUGCAGCAGCUCAAGCUCGACUUUUCUGUCAAGGACAUCCAGAUGGGCGUCGAGAACCUGCACAAUGGGAACGCAGUGCUGCAGGCGGCGCUAAACCUGUUUAUCAACACAAACGCGCAGGAGCUGCUAAAGGAGAUGAAGCCGGAGCUGAAGCGAGACCUGGCCGACAAGAUGGCGCGCUUCCUGGCGCGGAUCCUCGACCACAUCCCCUACGACGAGUGGAUCCUGGACUAACCGCAGCGCUCAUCCCACUUACCUUCUUGUAACUCCAAACUUAAUUAUUCGCAACAUUUUAAUAACUUAUUGAAAACUAGGUU